Molecule: messenger RNA, 2960 nt
Organism: Fopius arisanus
Lineage: Eukaryota; Metazoa; Arthropoda; Insecta; Hymenoptera; Braconidae
Biological process (GO): proteolysis
Molecular function (GO): serine-type endopeptidase activity
Source: RefSeq, a predicted model, not a curated record
GAUGGAAGGUCCGGUUGGAGUGGAAUGACUCACUGGUGCUACCCCACCGGUACCAACAGCAUCCCCGAAAGUGGUAAGGUACGUAUAUAAGAUUGGUGAUCGUCCAGCAAAAGCUCAGAGUCAAGAGACCGUUCCUACGGUUGCAGUGUCCGUGGAGAAAGUGAUUUUUUAUUUAUUUUUGUACGACAGUGGAGAUACGCCUGCACAGAAAUCGUUGACGUUUAAGUGCCUGAGAGAGAAAAUGUGGGUUAUAUUCUUGAUAGGUCUCUUGACGCAGGGUCUAGCGACCCAAGUCUCUUACGGCUCGAAGACCUCAUCAGGAUCAUCGAGCGAGCCAAAAACUCAGUGGUCCUGGCAGGAACCAACGGCUGCAGCUAGUGAAGAUGAUGUUUCCUUUCACCCAACCACUUUUACAGGGAAUUCAAAUAUUCAAUCCGGAGCCAGUGGAGUCGCCCAUGCGAUUCACGAAUCCCAGCAAUCGGUUGCCCAAGUAGUCGAUGAUAUUCUGGUUUCCCAUCGACAGGGACGAAAUCUCCCAGGAUACGACGACCUGUACGCAGACUCAGAGGUAAAGAAUAUUCUCCAGACAGGCAAUGACACGAUAGCCCGUUCCUACAUUCAGGACAAGCUCUGCUCCCUCGGCCUGAUGAACUGCGAAAACCUGGAAGGCAGACGUCCGUACUACUCUCCUCACCGUGACAUCUACCCCCAGGAGAUCAUCUACGCGCAGCCGGUCACUAUAAAACCAGUGGGACGUCCCCUCCCCGCAAUUCCAGUUAGAAAACCCGUGGGCUACGGUCCCCCAAAGCCAGUGCCUGUCCCCCCAGGUUUCCACUCAGGCCCCCCAGGUCACACAUUCUCUGGACCACCGCCGUCCUUCUCAGGUCCACUCUCCAGCUUCCCAGGACCCUAUCCCGCUUACAAAAAGCCCCCGUCCUUCCACAGCAACAAACCGAUCUACGAGGACACAGGACUCGACGGAGAGUAUGACUUCAUCCCCGAGAACAAACACGACUUCCUCGAGAAGAAACAAUUGAUCCACCCGAGUGCAGGUGUUCAGCAGCACGUACACCAUCACUAUCAUCACGGUGAUGAAAAAAUUCCAUCAGUGAUCACUGGAACCUCAGGACUGGCUGGACCAAUCCUGGGUCCUGGGCCAGUUGCUGGACCCUACGGUUAUGGCAAUGGUGGGACUUACGGACAGAAUUACAACGACUUUGAGGGGUACAAGAAAGCGUUCAAAAUAAAGGAAACCGCUGGCAACAAUCUCGACAACGCAGAUGGCACUUCCAGUUACGCCAAUAAAUUUCCGGUUUACGAGAAGCCGAAGAGGGACUCCUUCAACGGAAAAGGAUUAUUGACCCCAGAAAUAUUGGAAAGAGCAUUGAUGCAGAAUCUGAGGAUGUCGUUGUGACUGAUGCCAACGGUGGCAUGAGCGUUGUUCGUGUCCCAAAAGGUGUCAAUGCAACUGAACAGGCAGAACAGAAAAAGGAAUCACAGGGAAACAAGAGUGAUGACACCAAGAGGCAGAAGAGAGCCGCUAAAGCUGAAGCCAAGAGUGACGGUCCUACUGAUAAAGCAGCAGUCGGACAAUCCCGUUUGCUGGGUAACAUUGACUCGUCGAAACUCAAUAUCAAACCGACCUGGGGAGUGAGUUUUGGUUUGCCUCAGGGUGGCGGAAGUUACCCAGUCAAUCCAUACGGUGAAAAUCCUCUUCAAAGCCCUUAUUCAGGAUACGGUGGCAAUGGGAAUGGUCUCAAUCUGGGAUUGGUAUCAGUUAAUCCACUGGUUGCUCUGCAAGUGGGUAAAGACGAUUAUGGAGAGAAAGUUAUAAAACCGUUCGUUAAUCUCCACGUGACACCCAAUCAGGGAAUUGUCAAUAAGUUCACUGACAUCUUGGCUUACAAGAAGCAGCAGUUGCUAGGGGGAUUUGGACAAUAUCCCGGAUACCCUGGACAUGGACAUUAUGCUCCACAUCAUCAUGGGCAUCAUUAUGAAAGGCCUCAUUAUGGAAAUUAUCAUGAAAGGCCCCAGCAACAUUACCAUCAGCAUCAACACCAUCAUCAGCACCAGAGACCUGGCUGGCAGGGGAAUAAUGGACAUUAUGGAGGGAAUUAUGGAGGAAAUUAUGGAGGAAAUUAUGGAGCGAAUUAUGGGGGAAAUCAUGGGGGAAAUCAUGGGGGACAUUAUCCUGGAAAUUAUGCUGGAAAUUAUGGACAAUAUAAUGGAUACAAUGGGUACAGUGGAUAUAAUCGUAAUGACGAGGAUUACGAUUAUUCAGAUCCGUCUGACUACAGUGACUAUGCGAGGAGUAAUAAAGCUAAUAUCACAGCGAGAGGACGCGAUGGAAAUAAUCAGAACAGAGGUAGCACAGUGGCAUUCAGAGAUAGAAAGAGGCGUGAUGUUGGAGACGUGAAAAUUCUGGAGAGACAAUUCGGGAGACCACCGGUGUGCGGACCGCACCAUGUCUGCUGCAGAAGAAACCAAAUCCACCCUGGAGGCUUGAAUCGACCUAAACAUGGACAGUGUGGAGUCAGAAAUGGACAAGGGGUCAAUGGACGCAUCAAAACGCCAGUCUAUGUUGAUGGAGAUUCUGAAUUCGGUGAAUACCCUUGGCAAGUGGCAAUCUUGAAGAAGGACCCCUCAGAGAGUGUUUACGUAUGUGGAGGCACGCUGAUUUCUCCGAGACAUAUUCUCACUGCUGCUCACUGUGUGAAAACUCACUCUGGUCAUGAUCUUCGUGCUCGUCUUGGUGAGUGGGACGUCAACCACGAUGUUGAGUUCUAUCCAUACAUCGAAAGAGAUAUCAUAAAUGUUUUCGUGCACCCUGACUUCUACGCUGGAACUUUGUACAAUGAUAUAGCAAUUCUCAAGCUUGAUCAUGAGGUUGACUUCGAGAGGAAUCCACACAUCAGUCCGGCUUGUCUACCGGAUAAAUUCGAUGACUUCACGGGCACCAG